Molecule: messenger RNA, 2935 nt
Organism: Mytilus trossulus (common blue mussel)
Lineage: Eukaryota; Metazoa; Mollusca; Bivalvia; Mytilida; Mytilidae
Product: peroxidase-like protein
Exons: 13
Coding region: 182-2437 (751 amino acids)
Biological process (GO): response to oxidative stress
Molecular function (GO): heme binding; peroxidase activity
Source: RefSeq, a predicted model, not a curated record
UGUUUGAAAACUGCUUUUGUUCUGGACAAUUUCUAUAAUGCUGAACAUUUGAGAGGAACGAUUACAUUAUAGAGUAUCAUUUUAUUGUUUUUUUAAGUUUCGCUGACCAGUAAUAUUGUUCACUCGUUUGAAUAAGUUGGAACAUUUGGAAAAACCGUUUACAAUUAAUAUCAGAGCCACCAUGACCACUAAACUUCUCCUUGUAGCUUCCAUAGUUUGUUUCACCGUUAUUUCGGGGAAGGACAGGCAAAAACGAGAAGUUAUAGGAACACUAGCAGGUGGUGGCAUGCACGUAUCAGAUAUGAUGGCACAGUCAAUACAGAUUGCCCUUAAAGACUGGGCUAUACGUACAGAACUGGAAAAACAAAUGUACCUUUCAGGGUUUGAUAAAGUGUCAAAGGGCAGCUAUUUAUGGCAUCGAUCUAUGUUCAUGAACUUAAAGGAAUACAGUAAAGUCCAAGUUCUCAAUCAAAAGGGUUUUAUAAAUCUUAGGGCACUUGCGGAAUUUGAGAAACUAUCUGGAGUUCCAAUCCAUGUUAUGCAAAAUGACUUCAAAUUAGUUGAAGAAUGGCAAAAGCAUAUAGCUCCAUAUUGUGAAUGUCCCAUUCCCAAGUGUAACCCUAAAUAUCCAUACAGAACAGCAGAUGGUGGAUGCAACAAUUUCCAUGUUCCAACAUGGGGACAAGCAAAUCGAGCACAACUAAGAUGGCUGCCAGCAGCUUAUUCUGAUGGUUUAAAUGUUCCAAGAAUUCACAGUGUUACCGGAGCAUCUCUACCAAGUCCUCGACUUAUCAGUAACGUGGUCCACAAUGCUCAUAUGAGUGAUUUCAGGGAACCAAAACAAUCUAUGAUGAUGAUGCAGUUUGGUCAGUUUCUGGAUCAUGACUUCGUUGGAACUCCAACAAACAGAGGUUACAACAAUUCACAAAUCCAGUGUUGUGAUCUAGACCCAACUACAAGAGAUAAAAGAGGUUCCUGUUUCCCUAUACCAGUUCCACCAAAAGACAAACGUUUCCAUAACCCCUGCAUGAAUUUUGUUCGUUCUUCAAUUGCACCAGAGCUGUACUGUAAACCAGCACCAAGAAAUCAGAUCAACCAACAGUCUUCCUUUAUCGAUGGGUCUAUGAUUUAUGGAAACUCAAUGAAGGAGCAGACAUAUCUACGUCUUGGAAAAGGAGGUUUACUAAAGAUGACAGAUGGUGGAUUUUUACCUCGUUAUGAUGAUGGAGAUUGUAUUAUGGAAAGUCCUGGAGAAUACUGCUUCGGAGCAGGUGAUGACAGAAACACAAUUGUCCCGUCUCUUGCCUUCCUCCAUAUCGUUUUCUUAAGAGAACACAAUCGAUUGGCUGUAGCUUUAGGUAAAAUAAACCCCCACUGGACUGAUGAAAUAAUUUUCCAAGAAACCAGAAAGAUAAUUGGAGGAGUUCUUCAACAUAUCAUCUAUGCCGAAUGGCUUCCUCUGGUUCUAAACAAAGAGUUUAUGACCAUGUAUGGUCUUAACUCAGUAUAUGGCAAAUAUAAUACAGUCUACAACGAAAAGUUGGACCCAACUACAGCUAACGUUAUGGCAGGUGCCGCUUUUAGAUUUGGACAUUCGAUGAUUCCGAAUUUCCUCGGAUACGGAGCUCCAGGGGGUAACAAGAUUGCAGAAUUCCCCAUAUACAAAACAUACAACCGACCAGGUGUAUUGAUGUCACAUGGGGGUAAAGGGAAUGAUUGGAUUGGAGAGUGGAUGUUAGACGAUAGUCACGCUAAAAGUGAUCGAUGUGUUAACGAUGGUGUAAGAAAUUAUUUGUUUAUGGAUCAUCAUGGUAUGAGCUUUGACUUGGUAGCAGUCAAUAUACAGAGAGGACGAGAUCAUGGACUGCCUCCAUACAAUGCGUGGAGAAAAUGGUGUGGACUUCCACCAGUAAUUCACUUUGGUCAUGGACCAGGUGGUCUAGUUGAUCACGACAAAGAAUCAAUUAUUCGACUUUCCAAAUCUUACAAACAUGUUGACGACAUUGAUUUAUAUACCGGAGGUCUGUCGGAGAGAAGAGUAAAAGGUGGAUUAACAGGUCCAACAUUCCAAUGUUUAAUCGGAAAAUCAUUUGCCAACUGGAAAUUCGGCGAUAGAUUUUGGUAUGAAAAUGACUUCAAGCUGACUGGAUUCUCCCCUAGACAACUUGAAACCAUCAGACAUCACAAAAUAUCAAAAAUUAUUUGUGAGAACACCAAAAUUGACCAUAUCCAACCGGAUUCAUUUUUACUACCCUCAGAGCAUAAUCACAAGAUUCCUUGCCACGCACUUCCAGACAUUGAUUUAUUAGCAUGGUCAGAACCAAGUGAAUUGCGUACAAACAUUUUCUUCCCUGUUCCCGCUAACCCGGUACCUAUCUGGAGUAAUCUCGGACCAGGACAUUUCGAAGAAGCAUACAAACACAUUGCAGCUUACUAAGGAAUAGUUCUGACAGGAAAAAUUCCUUUUGUACACAAUAAUAAUGGGAUUAUUUUGUGGACAAUUAUGGCAGUUCUUUUAUUUUUAUAGAUGCUUCAAAUAAUAUCGACAAUAUUUUAUUCAAAGGAAUUUGAUGCAUUUCAAUAUAGGAGAAAAUAAAGAGGACUGUUUUAAUCAAAAUGCAUCAAACUGCCUACUCGAUUCUUGGAUGAUAUGUCGGUAUGAUUUCUUAUCUUAGCAUAAUAUACUUGGUGGUUAUUACAGUUUGUUUUAUAUCAAAUGAUGUUGUUUUGUAUAUGAAAACUACUAUUUUGUGUAUGCCUUAUAAUCUAUAGGGACACAUAAAGAUACAGAAAAAGAAUCAAAUAUAAAUAAUGCAGUCGCUUAACUAAUACACUACAGGGAAAGACUGCCAUCUUAGCUGAAGAUUAUCUUGUCGUUAUUAUUUUUUAUUUUAAUAUCUUUUGUUUUAUUAUAUUAAAACGUUUUGUUUAUUUA